AUGUCUUCCCCUUUCCUCUCUACUCCUACUCUUUCCACCACUCGUCCUCCCAAUGUUGGCAUCCUUGCCAUGGAAAUGUGGUUCCCUAAACGCUGCAUCUCCGAAGAGGAAUUAGAAGUAUUCGAUGGCGUCUCCAAGGGGAAGUACACUAUUGGCCUUGGCCAAGAAUACAUGGCUUUCAGCGAUGACAGGGAGGACGUCAACUCGAUUGCUUUGACUGUUGUCUCCAGUUUGAUGGAGAAAUUCAACCUUGACCCGCAGUCCAUUGGUCGUUUGGAUGUUGGUACGGAGACCAUCAUUGACAAGAGCAAAGGAGUCAAGACCGUCCUCAUGGAUCUCUUCCCUAACAAUCCUGAUAUUGAGGGCAUCGACUCCAAGAAUGCCUGCUACGGCUCGACUGCCGCGUUGUUCAAUGCCAUUAAUUGGGUCGAAAGCUCUUCUUGGGAUGGACGCAAUGCUAUAGUAUUUGCUGGCGAUAUUGCAGUGUAUGCUGAGGGAAGUGCCAGACCUGUGGGUGGCGCGGGCGCCUGCGCUCUGCUCAUCGGCCCUAAUGCCCCUAUCGUUGUUGAACCCGUCCAUGGGACUUUCAUGGCCAACACGUACGAUUUCUACAAACCUCAACUUGCCUCAGAAUACCCUCAAGUCGAUGGACCCUUGACAAUCACUACUUACCUCCAAGCUCUUGACCAGUCAUACAUUGGUUACCGUGGGAAGGCUCAUCGCCUGCAAAAACUCAUCAACAAUGACGUUUCUGAUUCGAAACCUGACCCUCUCAUGUCUACGUUUGACUUCUCCCUUAUGCACUCACCUUAUGGGAAGCUUGUUCAAAAAGGUCACGCUAGAUUGUUCUAUAACGACUUUUUGAUCGACCCGAACAACUCUCUCUUCGCUAACCUCACCAACAAGGAAGAACUUCUUGCCCUCUCCUAUAAGCAAUCAUUGACUGACAAGUCGAUCGAAAAAACAUUCCUACCCAUUGCAAAGGACCUCUACAAGAAGGCUGUGGAACCCGGUCUCGCCUGCGCCAAACGAUGUGGUAAUAUGUACACGGGAUCCCUUUACGGCGGUUUUGCAUCUUUGCUCAGUCGUGUAGACUCGGACGUUCUUCAGGGGAAGCGAAUCUCGCUUUUCGCCUUCGGCAGCGGGUGUGCUGCGUCGUUCUUCUCUCUUAAGGUCGUGGGGUCUACACGGCACAUCUCGGAGAAGAUGGAUCUUCUGCGGAGGCUAGCAGAUAUGAAAGUCGUUCCUUGCGGGGAGUAUAUGGAUGCUAUGAAGCUUCGUGAGGCCAACCAUAAUGCUAAAGAGUAUGUUCCCACCGGUUCGCUUGAGAACUUAUGGCCUGGGUCGUAUUACCUUGAGAGGAUUGAUGACAAGUACCGCCGCAUUUAUUCGCGCACUUAG
Cantharellus anzutake is the source of this 1401-nucleotide messenger RNA. RefSeq names its product hydroxymethylglutaryl-CoA synthase. The transcript has 7 exons. The coding region runs from base 1 to 1401 and encodes 466 amino acids. Lineage: Eukaryota; Fungi; Basidiomycota; Agaricomycetes; Cantharellales; Hydnaceae. Gene Ontology annotation, molecular function: hydroxymethylglutaryl-CoA synthase activity. Gene Ontology annotation, biological process: ergosterol biosynthetic process; acetyl-CoA metabolic process. The record is from RefSeq and is a predicted model, not a curated record.